AUAUUACGCGCGUUAUAUAUAUUUUUGUUUUGUUUUUCUAAUGGCUCGUUGGAUCGCAACGGUGCUAGUGGCAUUGGCCACAUUGGCCGCCGUGACAAUGGGACACCGCCUCAUAAAAGCCGCCUCCGUCAGUAACGGCUGGGGAAGCGACGCCCGCGCCACCUUCUACGGCGGUCCUCAAGGCCAAGAAACUUUCCAGGGAGCAUGCGGGUAUGGCCCCGAGCAAGGGUACGGCCUGGCAACGGCGGCUCUGAGCACGGCUCUGUUCAACAACGGAGCGACAUGCGGUGCAUGUUUCGAGAUAAUGUGCAUCAACGACCCGCAGUGGUGCAUACGUGGCGCAGGCUCCAUCACCAUCACGGCCACCAAUUGGUGCCCACCGAACUACCAGAAGAAGACAGAUAUAUGGUGCAAUCCUCCGCAGAAACACUUCGACCUCUCCAUGCCUAUGUUCCUCAAGAUCGCUCAGUACAAGGCCGGUGUUGUCCCUGUCAAGUUUCGCCGCGUCCCCUGCCAGAGACGGGGAGGUGUUAAGUUCCAGUUCGGUGGGAACCCGUACUUUCUGAUGGUCCUAGUGUUCAACGUCGGUGGAGCGGGGGAUGUUACGGAAAUGCAGGUGAAGGGGACGAGGACGAACUGGAUCCAGAUGAAAAGGAACUGGGGAAUGAAUUGGCAGACCGGCACUGUCCUGACCGGACAGGCACUCUCGUUCAGGGUCAAGACGAGCGAUGGCAAGUUCUUGGAGAUGGAUAAUGUUGCUCCCUGGAACUGGGGAUUUGGACAGACUUUUGCCGCUCAGUCCAAUUUUUAGAACUUAUACAUUCGCCAUGACAAGAAUGUUUCCGUAUUUGCAGUUUUUAUGAUUUUGUUGAAUAAUUCGAUCAAGAGAGGGCAUUGGGAACUCGAAACAAAUCUCAAAGGGGGUUUGUUUAUCAUGUCUAUAAAUACUAUGUGAUGUUGGAAUUUC
Messenger RNA from Tarenaya hassleriana, 967 nucleotides. Its product is annotated as expansin-A23-like. The transcript is spliced from 3 exons. Gene Ontology annotation, biological process: plant-type cell wall organization. The record is from RefSeq and is a predicted model, not a curated record. Bases 41 to 811 code for a protein of 256 amino acids. Gene Ontology annotation, cellular component: extracellular region. NCBI's taxonomy places the organism in Eukaryota, Viridiplantae, Streptophyta, Magnoliopsida, Brassicales, Cleomaceae.